AUGGUAGCCAAAAGGGCAAGGAACAAGACAAAGCACAAAGCAAAUGAUAAAGCAAAGGACAACGCAAAGGCUAAGGCAAAAGUACGUACACCGAACAUGCGACAUUAUCUGUCCAUCUCGGCCUACCUCCAAUGGCACUCGAAAUCUAACAUCCAGAAGUUCUCUGCCCCUGAUCGAUCAGCAUCUUCAUCUUACAAGCCGUCCUCGGAUGGGACACACAAUGGAAACGACGAGGAACAUCUAGACGCCGCCGAAAUUCGGAGAUCGCAGCGAAUUCGAGUCAGGGAGGUUUCAAAGACAGAAGUCCGUCAUGGUACCAAAUCUAAAGCCUUGCCAAUGACAUUAGAUAAUGUCAUGUCUGCGAAGGAACCGCCGCCGGAAGAUACCCUGUCUCCUGUCGAACAGCCACCAACUGAUAUAACCUCUCCUAAGGAACAGCGCACGGACAAUAACGAGUCUGUGGAGGAACCGAUACCAGACGACGUCCAGUCUCAUGGGAAACAGCCAGCGGAUGACAUACAGCCUCCUCGGGAACAACCACUCAAUCAAAAUGAAUCUCUCGGAAAACAACCAACGGACAAUAAAGAGCCCGUGGAGGAACAGCGACCGAAUGAUAUCACGUCUGUUGAGGAACUGCCACCAGAUGAUAUGGAAUCUCUGAGGGAACCGCACCAAAAGCUCAAGGAAAAAAAGUAUCGAAACUCAGAGAAACAAUGUCAAAAGCUGAACAGACGUUAUCGAAAAAUAAGCAAACAACAGCAGAAGAUGAGCAAACAACAUCUGAAGACGAAUAAACAAUAUUUGAGGGAGAAAAGACAACAUCAAAAGCUCAAAACUAGGCAUCGGUUGCUGAAAGAUGAACACCAUCUCAGUACAGAGCAAUCCGCCACCCUGAAGGAACAAUGCCAGGAAAUGAAGGCAAAAUACCAAAAAAUGAAGGAACGUGUAGAUUGGUUGGAGGGUUGGACAGCUGAGGCACUACACAAAUACCAUUAUUUAGCCGCUGACCCUAGCGGCUGGGAAUGCAGAUCGCAUGACUACUACGAGAAAGAGUUUUUCGGUCUAUGGGCCCUCCUAAGGAAUUGGGCAGAACGCCACGCUCAUGAGGAAACUACGGUCUUGGACAGUCUUCCCGCGAACUAUAAGAAAGAUCUUGUCAAGAGCCUGGAUGGCUAUUGUGCUCAAAUUGACCUGGAAGAAAUCCUUGGUGCUCUCGAACUAGGUGAUAUAUUUGGAACGGAGAUCGUGACUAUGUUUCUUGUCAAGGACUGUAUUGAACGGUUCUUUCUAAACCCCUUCUGGUACAUUGUGCCUCAUCCAGGAGAAGGGACCGAGUAUGACGAAGAAGUUCUGCCAAGGGCUACUCGCUUCGGCACCGGACUUCAUGAGCUACUCAAAAAGUUCGACGCUGAUGGCAAAGAAGGGUUUCUAGCUCAAUCAUGGCGCCUAUGGACGGCCCGCCUUUGCAGCACAAACGUCCGUGCUGAUCAAAGCAGCUUCGCCAAGAGCAUGAUCACCCGCCGAAACCUCAUGGUUGAAGUUAUGGUCAAACAAGUUAUGGCUCACGAACUAGUAAAGCCCCUUCUUAAAACUUCACCGGACGAGAAAUCGGUUGCUAUCAUCGAGCGGAGUCUCACUAGAGCAUAUCAGCAUGCCGCAGAGCUCUCUGUGAGGCUCUCAAAGGACGAUCAUUAUGUAGUAUUCCGCAACUUGCAUGAGAUUGGAGAAGUCUUCGAUGAGUCGAACCCAGAUAUGGAGGCAGAUUCUUCGCAAGCUUUCGAUAGUGACCACCUUAAUGGCCACCGGGUUAUGAGCAUGACGUAUCCAGCAGUGUACUUUUGUGGGGGGUUUAUCUCUCCAGACUAUCGACAACGUAUCGUUAAAGCGAAUGUUUUUGUGGAAGAUAAGACAACAGUCACGAUGACUGACUCUACCUGA
Aspergillus niger is the source of this 1938-nucleotide messenger RNA. RefSeq lists its product as uncharacterized. Lineage: Eukaryota; Fungi; Ascomycota; Eurotiomycetes; Eurotiales; Aspergillaceae. The coding region runs from base 1 to 1938 and encodes 645 amino acids. The transcript is spliced from 2 exons. The record is from RefSeq and is a predicted model, not a curated record.